Messenger RNA from Nicotiana attenuata, 684 nucleotides. RefSeq names its product FBD-associated F-box protein At5g38590-like. Bases 1 to 684 code for a protein of 227 amino acids. The transcript has a single exon. Lineage: Eukaryota; Viridiplantae; Streptophyta; Magnoliopsida; Solanales; Solanaceae. The record is from RefSeq and is a predicted model, not a curated record.
AUGAGUAUUCUCUCCAAAACAUGGCUACAAGCUUGGUUGACUCUUCCCAACUUAAAAUUUAGAGCUCGUUAUUAUAAGGAUGCGGAAAUAACAAACGCAAUCGUGGAGAGAUACAGCGACAAUAAUAUCCCUAUUGACAAGUUUGAAUUUUUAAAUUGUUUAGAGUCUUAUUCUAGUGAAGUUAUUUUCCCUUCGAUUGAUAAGUGGCUUGAUGUCGCUCUUCAAAAUGGUGUAAAAGAUAUAGUGUAUGGAGAUCCUACACGCUUGACUCGAUCAUACCCUUUGCCUGUAUUCAAAAUCUUGGCAGCAAAAUCUUUAAGAGAGUUGGUUCUCGAGGGUUGUGAUCUUAUGUUGCGGGGUUCAUUAUCUAGUGGUGUGGCAAACUAUCAUUCUUUGAGAAAGCUUUCUCUGUCUUAUGUAAGGUUUGACGACAACAUGCUUCAAACUCUAAUUAAUAGUUGUCCCUUGAUUGAUAUUUUCAUCCUUGAGUAUUGUCCCGGGUUGGAAAAGAUUGAGUUGUUGAAUCAUCAAAAAGUCAAGUCAGUUUUCAUUAGGACACGUGGAAACCAGCGUGUUAAAAUUCAAGCACCAACUCUUGAACGCUUGUUUUGUUGUGGUGCUUUGGAAGAGUCUCCUAUGUUGGAUGUUGUCGAAUGUCAGAAUGUAAAAUCUUUAGAGCUAUGA